AUGCCGCAGGAUAAACGAUUAAUUAUAACUCGGGCGGUUCUCCACAAAGUGCAGCGUGUUUGCGGUAGCGCGGAUGCCGCGUCGGCGGAGGGUAUCUUUAUUGAAUUUGUUGUACCCGCGGUGGUAGUAACACAGUGCCCAGAACUAACGGGAAAGUACGUCUUCCAGCUCCCCAACCGCACGUAUGUGAUGAAUGGCCGCACGACAUGUCUUAUUGUUCCACGCCUCCUAUCAGGUGGCGCGUUUAAAGUAAACAAGAGACACGGCUAUUACGACGCUGUGGUUACGGCUGAGGCCAUAUGCAAGCGAGGGGAUACAGAGGCUGCACGGCGGGCAGCGCAAGUCGCCAAAACGUUUGCCCACUUUGUUGUAGACUCGCGUAUUGUAUCAAAGCUACCGUCGUGCAUUACCGAUGGGGCGGUAGUGACGAAGGUGGCAACAAUGAAGGUCCCAUCUACUGUAGCCGACGAAAAAUCUGAUAGGAAGAAUGAGCAGGGGCGAAAAGGUUCGCAGAAGCCCCCAGAUGGGGCGAUUGUUAAAGGUAGCCAGCAAUACGUUGAAACGGAAAAAGCGCCAGUGGGGAUGCCCCCGCUGGUGAAACUUUCAAGGAAGUGCAUUACCCCCCUGCACAACCUUGAUGAGCAAGGUAAUCUAACCCUCCGCCUUGCGCAGGGAGCAUCGGGCUCUGUUGUCCGCGUUCGCCAAGCCGGGCAGCUUGUGGUGCGUGUCGGGCACGGUGGGAUGGUUCCUGGCGAAGUGUGUGACAACGCAAAGAGUUUCGUCUACACUUUGAAGCGGGAGUUCCCAACAGUGUGGAAAUACAUCCACGAGUUUCAGAUGACGUCCGCGGUAACGGAGCCCAUUCGCUUCAUGGAGGUUCACAUACAGAAGUAA
Messenger RNA from Trypanosoma brucei brucei TREU927, 894 nucleotides. RefSeq lists its product as hypothetical. Bases 1 to 894 code for a protein of 297 amino acids. The transcript has a single exon. Lineage: Eukaryota; Euglenozoa; Kinetoplastea; Trypanosomatida; Trypanosomatidae. The record is from RefSeq and is a predicted model, not a curated record.